CGCGAUGCGCUCCGGGACCUUCUGAGAGGAGACGGCGCGUGGGCGAGUCCCUCCGGCGCCGUGAGGUGUGUGCGCGUGUUUGCUCUGUAUGUUUAAGCCGAGAAGGAGGAGACGACUUGGCUGUGUUUUUCCCGUCUCCCAUCGCAGCCGAAGCUGCUCCGAAGGCAGCUGCCGCGGCCUGUCUCUUUAAGUUAGAACAUUUUUUGAAAUCUCCCUCCUGAAUGAAAGAUGAGGUUGUGGUACUUCCCAGGGUUCCUCAUAAUCAGUUUGCUGUACUUCUGGAUCCCAUCAUCCAUGUGCUGCAACAAAGCUCUCUGUGCUAGUGAUGUCAGCAAAUGCCUAAUACAGGAGCUGUGUCAAUGUCGACCUGGUGAAGGAAAUUGUUCUUGCUGCAAGGAGUGCAUGCUUUGUCUAGGCACACUUUGGGAUGAAUGCUGUGACUGUGUUGGUAUGUGUAACCCUCGGAAUUAUAGUGACACACCUCCCACUUCGAAAAGUACUGUGGAGGAACUGCAUGAGCCGAUUGCUUCCCUUUUCCGAGCACUUACAGAAGGCGACACUAACCUGAGCUGGAAAAUUGUGUCCUUUCCCGUUGCAGAGGAGUUAUCGCCUCAUGAGAAUUUAGUCUCGGUUUUAGAAACAGUGAACCAUCCCCAGCAUCACAAUGCUUCCAUUUCAAACAAUGUUCAUCCUCCAUAUUCUAGUGAAAAAGAACGCAUAUGUACUGUGGUUUACUUCGAUGACUGCUUGUCAAUAUACCAAUGCAAGAUCUCUUGUGACUCUAUGGGUGCCUCCAAAUACCGAUGGUUUCACAACGCCUGCUGUGAAUGUAUUGGACCUGAUUGUGUCGACUAUGGGAGUAAAAUUGUAAGAUGCUCAAAUUGUAUGUUCUGAAAUUAAACCAUUCAAUUUUAAUAUGGCAGACACCAAAGAAUGUGUAGGGGUGGGAGGCAGGGAGGUAUACUUUGCAUAUACAGGUAGUCCUUGACUUAACAACAGUUCAUUUAGUGACCGUUCAAAGUUGCAGUGGCACUGGAAAAA
This is a messenger RNA of Thamnophis sirtalis, 1041 nucleotides long. It is a transcript of the gene TWSG1, whose product is annotated as twisted gastrulation BMP signaling modulator 1. Lineage: Eukaryota; Metazoa; Chordata; Lepidosauria; Squamata; Natricidae. The record is from RefSeq and is a predicted model, not a curated record. Gene Ontology annotation, biological process: regulation of BMP signaling pathway.